Fonsecaea erecta is the source of this 801-nucleotide messenger RNA. RefSeq lists its product as hypothetical. Bases 1 to 801 code for a protein of 266 amino acids. The record is from RefSeq and is a predicted model, not a curated record. The transcript has a single exon. Lineage: Eukaryota; Fungi; Ascomycota; Eurotiomycetes; Chaetothyriales; Herpotrichiellaceae.
AUGCCCCAUCUCACCCGCGACGGCGUCCGGCUGUACUAUGAAGUGCACGGCCGCAGCGGGCCCCCCUUGCUGCUGACGCACGGCUACUCGUCGACGUCGGCCAUGUGGGCGGGCCAGAUCGGGCCGCUGUCGCAGGCGUUCACGCUCAUCCUGUGGGACAUGCGCGGCCACGGCGCCUCCGACUACCCGGCCGACCCGGCGGCGUACAGCGAGGCGCACACAGUGGCGGACAUGGCGGCGAUCCUGGACGCGGCGUGUGGGCGCGACACCCGCGCCAUCGUCGGCGGCCUCUCCCUCGGCGGAUACAUGUCGCUGGCUUUCUACCGCGUGUACCCGGCGCGGGUGCGCGCGCUGCUCAUCAUCGACACGGGACCCGGGUUCAAGAAGGACGCGGCGCGCGACGAGUGGAACCGCACGGCGCACGCCACGGGCGCCCAGUUCGAGCGCAAGGGCCUCGCCGUCCUGCAGGGCCUCAGCGCCGAGCGGGCCACCGUGACACACCGCGACGCCACCGGCCUGGCUCUCGCCGCCCGCGGCAUGCUGGCCCAGCGGGACUCGAAGGUCAUUGAGUCGCUGCCCACCAUCAAAGUGCCCAGCCUGGUGGUCGUCGGCGCCGACGACACGCCCUUCCUGGCCGCGAGCGAGUACAUGGCCAACAAGAUCCCCGGGGGAAGGAAAGUCGUCGUCCCCAACGCCGGACACGCCGUCAACAUCGACCAGCCCGAGAAGUUCUUGGAGGCCGUCAUGCCCUUCUUGGAGGAGGUCAAGCGUAAGGAUGCGAACCCGAGGGCGUCGCUGUGA